Closterium sp. NIES-67 is the source of this 1359-nucleotide messenger RNA. Lineage: Eukaryota; Viridiplantae; Streptophyta; Zygnematophyceae; Desmidiales; Closteriaceae. The record is from the annotation of a GenBank genome assembly.
UCGUUCAGAUUUUUCUCCUUGAUUGCUCACUCUCAGUCGCGGCCAGGAAAGAUUGGAAAUCUUGCCCACUGUUACGUACUAGUUCAUCCACCCCACUCCAAUCUGGGCGCAAACAGCAUAGUUAUCAAACGGAAAGCAAGACGACGUAGGUCUGGUUUCUCGCGUCAAAAAUCACCCUUCAAGGCUCGUUUCUAUCCCUAAUUUCGAACCUCUCCUAGAUUACAACACGAAGCAAUGGCUGCUGCAGCGCUUGCUCGUUCUUCUAUCCUGACAUCAGUGAGUUCAGUCAAUGUGUUAUCGUCGCACGCCGUCACAAGCAAACAACGGACCCCAGCUCCCCGAUUAUGGCUCUCAAAACCGACUCGCUCUCUACCAAUCCGCUGCGAGGCCCCAGCCACGAUGACGGAACGCGAGCUAAACCGGCAACUGAAAGUCGCGCCGUCAUCCCUCGAAUACAACGACCGGAUGAAGCGGCAGAUGGCCAAUCCGUACGAGUACCACCACGAGCUUGGCAUCUACUACACCCGCGUGCACCCUAAGAUCAUCGUCGGCUCGCAGCCGCAAACACCGGACGACAUCGACCGGCUUCAGCGCGACGAGGGUGUGCAGGUGAUUCUUAACCUCCAGCAGGACCACGACAUGGCCUAUUGGAAUGUGGACAUCGGCGCCAUCAUCAAGCGGUGCAGGGAACGCCACGUGGAGCAUCACCGCCGGCCAGCCGUUGAUUUCGACCCCAAUUCGCUCCGCCAUGAGCUACCUCGUAUGGUCGCAGUGAUUGCGAAAGCCGUCGCGGAAGGGAAAACUGUCUACGUUCACUGUACCGCGGGUCUCGGCCGGUCUCCAGCAGCCGUGAUAGCGUAUCUGUUCUGGUUCGCCGAGCCUCGCGUGGACCUGAACGCCGCGUACGACCACGUUACAUCUCUCCGCCCGUGCGGUCCCAAGAAGGAUGCAAUUCGUGGCGCAACUUAUGACCUGGCGAAGAACAGCCCCUACCAGCCGCAAUUCGAGCAUCUUCCGGACUUCGCGUUCACUGACGUGGCGCAGUGGGAGCGAGACCUUAUCCGUCAGCGCGUAUGGGCUCUAGCUUAGUGGACUCCAUACUAUCAGCGGUUGCAAGUGGAGACGGUUGAAAGGUCCCAGCCUCGUUUCUGUACAUUCACAGCAACGCAGCAGCAGUGUCCCGUUUUAUCACCCCACUGCGGGUGGUUCUAGAGCCUCAGCGGCAACACAGGAGGGCUUGGGCUUGCGGAGAUUUGCCGCCAUAGUAUCGUGGCUGGCAGUCUGCAGGUUCUCCCAGUACUGGCUUCUGACAUACACUAAUUCUUGCUGUACAUUCGCCCAUUCGUUCAUUCAUUAGUU